Molecule: messenger RNA, 2284 nt
Organism: Caenorhabditis sp. 36 PRJEB53466
Lineage: Eukaryota; Metazoa; Nematoda; Chromadorea; Rhabditida; Rhabditidae
Source: the annotation of a GenBank genome assembly
AUGUCCACAAGGUACACCCGCUCGACAGAUGACGUCAUCGCCGGUGCCACUAUUUCUGGGGUACUGUACAUUUGACAGAAAAGUUAUGGUAUUCCGGGCAGUCCUUGUAACUUUCAGGUAGUCUCAAUCGGCUUCAUUCUCAUCGUUACCGUACUCGUCGGCUGCUACCGUAUCCCGGCGAUGCGCGGCUCGUUCGGCGUUCUGACCGCCAAUCAGAACUUUUCACAGUUGAUCGGUUGUGUCACCGUAUUGAUUUUUUACAGUUUCGGAUUGGUUCUGUAAGUUGUUUUUGUCCAUGUCUCGGCCUUUGCAAAACUAGUGUAACCGUUCAGUGAUUUUGGAGUGCUCGUUCUCAAUUCCGGUUACUUUGGCAACUGCUCCGCGCUGAUUUUGACCGUAAUCACCGGCAAUUUUCUGCUAAUUUCACUCAACCGAACGUGUGCGAUUUGCUUUCCGAUCUACUACAAACUGUUUUUCAGGUUAGACCAAUAAUAUAGUUAGUAGGAUUAUUAUAACUUUCAAAAACUUUUCAGCCACAACAUGGUCCUAGUGCUUGUCAUUAUUUGCUGGCUGAUUCCCGUCUCGAUUUCCUCGUACUACAUUUUUGGACGUACGUGUAAUAAUAGCGAUCGAAAAAUGAAUCAAUUAUUCAGUUUUUUUCAGUGAGCUGCCGACUAUCAUUCUCUCAAUUCGGAUGGCUCUUCACGUCCGAUCUGACCAUUAAAUCCUGCGGAACAUCCUUCAAAACGUUCCUCCUCUCCUCUCAAUCCGCACUUUCAUUCGUGAUUCUGGCAGCCGACCUUUCGACUCUUUGCCUUCUUCUCAUAAAAGUAACUGCCAGUAACCUAGCCAUGCUUAAGAAACGGAUUGUAGCGCAACGAACUGAGCUCGUGGAGCAAGGAAGCGAGAAAAACGGAGCGGAACUUCGCCCUCCAAGUCUUGCUUCAAGGACUCGUCUUCAACUUCCACAGCAUCUGGAUCUCGAAUGCGAUCAACUGGUUGCCCGGCGAGAUUACCGAAUGGAAACUCUUCUUCACAACCACUUUCUCCUCCAAUCUCCUCAUGAUUUUCGAUCCGUAAGUCUCUGGCUUGAAAGAUUUCCUUCGUUUUAUGAAUCCGAAUUUCAGCGCGGUCAUCAUAAUCUUCAACCGCGAGUUCCGUACUUGGCUCUUCACCUCGCGUGCCACCGUCUUCGUCGCGACAAUCAGUGCGUCGGCCGGCAGGUCCAACAAGAAGACGUUCACGGUUCAGCAACAACAUCCGUCACAGUCCAUGUUCAUGGCCAGCUCGGUUUCACGAUAAACACAUGGAACAUGGAACUUGCCAUGUUCUGCGAUACCCUAAAACACAAAAUCUCUUGUUGACACUCAAAUAUUAUACAUGAGUGCACCUUUCGCACCCUCAACAUCUUUUUUUUUACGUGUUCUCUAACCUUCCCUCUCUUUAGUCGUCGUGGCUUUUACAGUCUUUUCAGUUGCUACGACUUUCCAGUUGCUGAUCACACGAAUGAGGCUUCUUCUUCUUGAAAUCUUCCUUCUGCACAGUGAGUCCACCCACUUUUUUCCGAUAUUCAGCACUUAAACUUGCAGCAUGUACCGUAUCGGGCGGUUCGAUGCAAACCACAAGUCUGAUCGCGAUGAUGAACCAGAAAAGAGCCGAUUGGGCGAAGAGCAACAACGUGGCGAACAUGUGGAAACUGGUAUUCUUCCUAACGCCAUCCUUCAGAACUCCUCCAACUCCUCGCACUUUUCAGAAAAACGACAAGGAUCUUGAGGCAAAAGCGAAGCAGAUCUUCGAAGAGACCGAAUGUGAUGGCAUGCGUCCCGGAGACAACUAUCGUGUAUUCCCAUUUUUGGCCGAAUCGUACGGGGACCGAUUCGAGUCCGUCUUGUUUGCCACGUUGACGGAAUUGGAGACAUCGGCAUUCAAGAGAGGAGUGAGGAUGCUCAAAAAAAUGGAAAAGAGUACCGGUUUCGUGCUGGAGCUCAGCAAUGCUCUGCAGAAAAAAGUGGGAUGUACGCGCGCGCAGUGCCGAGGAUUGAUGCGCGAUCCGUUGGACCAGAAGACAGAGAUUCCGUUGGCGUACGCGUUGCUUUGCGUCAUUGGUCCCGAGUGAGUUUUCGUACGGAUUUCCUCAUAAAUCCACUAUUGUAGGACCCGACUUCUUGCCGAUUAUCAGCGGGAACCAGAGUUCGCGUGGUACGGUACGAGAAAGGGCGAACCGGGGACCAAGUGCGGGGAAGAUGGAGUUGGCGACAAGCACGGACUUUGUGUGGCAAAGUGA